AUGAACUUUAUCUUACUCUCUUCUUUAUUUUUACUUGCAAUAUCAGGGCCAGCUUUUCUCCCUGAUGACUCAUCUCCAGUCCUAACUCAAGCAGAUAUCGAAUUUAUAAACCAGAGUCAAAAUCUCUGGACUGCCUCUUUAUCAUGGGCUGGCCAAAUGACAGUAUCACAAGCAAAAUCUUUGGCUAAUGCUCAGAUCAAGCCUCGCGAAUUUCCAGAAGCCCCAGAAAGACUUUAUAUGAAGUUAAAAGCUCCUACUUCAUUUGAUUCCCGAACUCAAUGGCCAGGAUGCGUUCACCCAAUUCUUCAACAGGGCAAAUGUCUCGCAUCCUGGGCGUUUGGCCCUACCCAAGCACUUUCUGACCGUCUAUGUGUUGCAUCAAAAGGCCAAAUUAAUAUUGCCUUGUCUCCACAGUAUUUAAUUGAUUGCGAUACCUUUGACUUUGGCUGCAGAGGAGGAUACCCAGAUCAAGCAUGGAAUUUUUUGAAGACCAAUGGAGCAUCAACCUUGACUUGUUUACCUUAUACAGACGUGGAUGGAGCUUGCCCUUCAACAUGUGCCAGUGGACAAAUACUCCAGCUUUACAAAACAUCAACGGUAAACACUUAUUCUGGAGUGACUGCAAUUCAGAAUGCUAUCAGCACCAACGGACCAGUUGAAAGCACAAUGACUGUUUACCAGGAUUUUGUAGGCUACACUGGAGGAAUUUAUAAGCACACUUCAGGUGGAGUCGUUGGAGGCGCAUCUGUAAGAAUAAUCGGAUGGAAUAACCAAAACGGAACGAAUUAUUGGAUUUGCGCCAAUAACUGGGGAACCAGCUGGGGAAUAUCAGGAUAUUUCUGGAUUGCUUUUGGAGAGUGUGGAAUUGAUAAUCAAGCUAUUGGUGGCAUUCCUAAAGUUUAA
Blepharisma stoltei is the source of this 903-nucleotide messenger RNA. NCBI's taxonomy places the organism in Eukaryota, Ciliophora, Heterotrichea, Heterotrichida, Blepharismidae. The record is from the annotation of a GenBank genome assembly.